Molecule: messenger RNA, 3163 nt
Organism: Toxorhynchites rutilus septentrionalis
Lineage: Eukaryota; Metazoa; Arthropoda; Insecta; Diptera; Culicidae
Gene: Flo1
Product: flotillin-1
Exons: 8
Coding region: 138-1439 (433 amino acids)
Biological process (GO): positive regulation of cell-cell adhesion mediated by cadherin; regulation of receptor internalization; protein localization to plasma membrane
Cellular component (GO): plasma membrane
Source: RefSeq, a predicted model, not a curated record
AUUGCUAGCGAGUAAGACGUCAUACUCAAGCCGCUAUAGAAAAUUUGCUCUCAGUGUGGUUCUGUAGAAACUGGUGGUGAAAAGUUGCGAAAAACCCUUCAAUUUUCUUAUCUCGUGUGCUGUUUAGUGAAGAAAACAUGGUCUGGGGAUUUGUAACAUGCGGCCCAAAUGAGGCUCUAGUGGUUUCAGGAUGCUGCCAUAUGAAACCACUAUUGGUCCCCGGAGGACGGGCAUUCGUUUGGCCUUCGAUCCAAAGGGUUCAAAGAAUAUCGCUCAACACGAUGACUCUCCAAGUGGAGAGCCCAACCGUUUACACAAGUCAAGGAGUGCCAAUUUCUGUUACCGGUAUUGCCCAGGUCAAAAUACAAGGCCAGAACGAAGAUAUGUUGCUGACGGCUUGUGAGCAAUUUUUGGGAAAAUCCGAAGCAGAGAUCCAGCACAUAGCUCUGGUUACGCUCGAAGGUCACCAGCGGGCCAUUAUGGGCUCGAUGACUGUGGAGGAAAUUUACAAGGACCGUAAGAAGUUCUCCAAACAAGUGUUUGAGGUCGCAUCUUCGGAUUUGGUCAACAUGGGCAUCACGGUGGUAUCGUACACUUUGAAGGACAUUCGCGAUGAGGAGGGUUACCUCAAAAGUCUCGGAAUGGCCCGUACAGCAGAGGUGAAGCGUGAUGCCCGCAUUGGCGAAGCGGAAGCCCGAUGCGAUGCCACCAUCAAGGAAGCGAUUGCCGAGGAGCAGCGAAUGGCGGCUCGCUUUCUGAACGAUACAGAAAUCGCGAAAGCACAGCGGGAUUUUGAACUCAAGAAAGCGGUCUACGAUGUCGAGGUUCAAACGAAGAAAGCCGAAGCGGAACUUGCAUAUGAACUGCAGGCAGCGAAAACCAAACAACGCAUCAAGGAGGAACAGAUGCAGAUUAAGGUUGUUGAGCGCACGCAGGAGAUUGCUGUACAAGAACAGGAAAUGACACGCCGUGAGCGUGAACUGGAGGCAACAAUUCGACGUCCCGCCGAAGCGGAAAAGUUUAAAUUGGAAAAGUUGGCAGAGGCAAACCGAAACAGGGUUAUAUUGGAGGCGGAGGCCGAAGCUGAAGCGAUUAAGGUCCGAGGUGAAGCGGAGGCAUUCGCAAUCGCUGCCAAAUCGAAAGCCGAGGCGGAACAGAUGGCCAAAAAGGCGGAAGCUUGGCGAGAAUAUCGUGAAGCUGCGAUGAUAGAUAUGUUGCUGGAAACGCUACCAAAGGUCGCUGCAGAAGUUGCGGCUCCGUUGUCACAGGCUAAGAAAAUAACGAUGGUAUCGAGUGGCACUGGCGAAGUUGGUGCGGUAAAGCUCACCGGGGAAGUGCUACAAAUUGUCAACAAAAUUCCGGAUCUGGUCAAAUCGAUUACAGGCGUGGACAUUUCACGGGUUAUCUGCGAUCUUACUUCGGAUGAGUUUAUGCAAUGACAUCCUGAGGUGAUUGUUUAAAGGGCCAUGCCUUCCUACACCAACGAAAUCCACCACUGCCACUUUUCCCAGCGUUGUUUUUAGUCGAUUCUGUCCUGUUUUAAUGGGACCAUAUAAUUCGUUUAGCCACAGUCUCAACACGACACCACACACUACAGACAAUUUCUAUAUUUUGAGUGACUUUGCUGUUAGAAUUCGGUUCACGCUGGCUAGAACCCAUGACAGGCUGGCGAUCACCUGUUGGUAUUUUGAGCCACCACAAUAUCGAACGGACAGACGAGAUCAGUACCAAAAAAACGAGCAAGUUCCACAGAGAACGAUCACGCCACAUAACCCAGCGCAACAAUGACCAACUCCAUCUUAAAUUCCUGUGAGGUUGUUGUAUUCGAACAACGUUGAAUUGCCAGAGGAUUGUUUUCUACCUUUUAUUUGUUUUCGUUGGUAAGUUUUGUUACACUUUUAAUGCAUAAAAGAUUGUAUAUUUUGAUUUACACGAUAUAUUUUUCUUAAAUUUUUAUCGUCUCAUCACGAGUGUUAAUAUUAGUGUAAGUGUUAUGUUAUGUUGUUAGAUUUCGUAAACGUAAGAUUUCAUGUCGCUCAUGUGUUUUAUUUGAAUAAGUUAGUUUUGUCUCGAACAACAAUCCGACUGAGUCAACCAUCGGCAUGCCCCAUCAACCGAUACCGUUUAGAAAUUUGCUAGCUAAUACACACAAAAGAAAUGAAACUAUAAUCAUGUGAAUUCACUGCCACAGUGUAUCGAAUAUUUCGGUUCGAAUAAAAAAAAAACAAUCAUGCGUAAUAUAAAACGAAGCACAACAAAACUUUAUCACAUCGUCCCCAGUGAUCGGGUGACCGGAUGGUGCUGACUCGGCGUUACAGCGCAGGUAAUGUUACCCUUUUCCAAUUUCCUAGUCCAUUCGAUAUCGGAUUUCAAUUGAUUGGAGAGUAUACCACACGUCCAAAUAAAAGAACAAAUAACUUUACUUAACCACAAGCCGCGAAGAUGUAAUCUCUGGGCACCAUUUCAAAUAUAUACUUAUAUAUUUUCUUACUGAAUUCAUUCUUUUAGCCUACAAUGUAAACUAUCUCGAACAGAGCGAACUAUUCUAAUUUUCUCCAAUAUCACUCGAAUCGCUACAAGUUGAUAUUACUCGCGAUACCUAAACAAUUGUUCAAUUAAACUCUAAACUGAAUUGUUCGUCUUGUUAAUUCAUUCUGGAUGAUUCGAGUCCUGUAUUUAAUUUGCAUUUCGUAAAUGGUGAGAACAUAGAGCAUAAUAAAAAAAAGUACGCGUUAGUGGGACAAAGAAAUAAAACACUAAAGCAACUAUAUAUACAUGUAGGAAAUAGUCUUUUUUGUGGUGUCGUGUUUUUAUUCGGGUGAACCAAUUAUUAAAUAUAUGAUAUGAUUCGAGUGUAUUGUAAGAAGAACCUGAUAGAAACAUUUACUAGCACUCAUUAUAUAGCAGAAUUGAAGUGUAACAUUGAUAUUUAUCAUACAAAAAGAUAUAUUUUGUGAUGAAAUUUCUCGACAAAAAGUAUGAACAAAAAUUAAAAAAAAAACUUUGUCACGGCAAAACUGAAUGAACCGUAUUAUUUUUCAACUAGCGAAAGCGUUAUAAAGGCAAAUCUACGAACGCGUAAAUGGUGUUAGAAUUAGUUUUACCAACUGGUACAAAACGUUAAAAAUAAAAAGAAAUGUAAUUUUUUGAAAUUCAAAUAAUA